UACAUUUACUGGUGCUGAAAGUAUAUACAUAAACAAAACUUUUUAUAAACUUCCUAAAAAUAACUCCUUAUAUGAAUUCUUUUUUAAUAACUUUAAAAAACAACAGAAACUAUAUAACUAAUUAUAAAUUUAAAAAUACAAAUAGACACAGAUAUAUUAACUGCUUCAACCCCCUUUCGCUGUCCGCUUGCGUUUAAUUUCAUAUGUAUUCCUGAAUCGCUCACACAGCAACUAUAAUGUUUACUUCCCGCCGUUCUAUUCGUUACCUCAACGUCCUCGCCGCAAUACCCAUUAACGGCAAUUCUAAAACCACCACUUGUAUUUUUAGCAUAGCUAGAUUUCAUUACCGUUAUGCUCAGGCCUAUAACUUGUUCGAUACAUUUCCUCAAAGAGAGCUAUACUCUCUCAACUCUCAACUCGCUUCUUUUACUCGUAACGGCAACUUUCUUGCCACUUGGUCUCUCUUUUGCGACAUGCAUUCUGCUUGCCUUGAGUUUGAUCCUCACACUUUCACCCCACUUCUCUCCGCUUGCUCUGCUUUGCUUGACCCAAAACGCGGGAAGCAAGUCCAUGCUUUGAUGAUAAAAAAUGGAAUUGAUUUAGGAACUGUUACUAAAACUGCAGUUGUUAAUAUGUAUUCCAAGUAUGGUUACUUGAGUGAUUCGAUUAAGGCUUUUGAAGAAGUGGAAUACCCAGAUGUUGUAACUUGGAAUUCUUUGCUUUCAAGCUUUUUAAGGCACAGUCUUGUGAAGGAAGCAUUUGGUGUUUUUGGAGCAAUGAGGAAGGAAGGAGUGGAAUUUAGUGAGUUCACAUUGUGUUCUUUGCUUAAGGCUUGCACCUCUUUUAAGGCUUUUCGACUAGGUAAACAGGUUCAUGGCUUGGUAGUUGUGAUGAGUCGUGAUUUGGUGGUUUUGGGUACUGCUCUUAUUGAUUUUUAUUCUAGUGUUGGGCAUGUUAGUGAAGCAAUGAAAGUCUUUUCUAGUUUGAGUUGGAGAAAGGAUAAUGUGAUGUGUAAUUCUUUGAUUGCUGGAUGUAUUCAGAAUAGGCAACAUAAACAGGCAUUUGCAAUAAUGAGUACUAUGAAACCAAAUGUUGUUGCACUUACUAGUGCUCUUGUAGCUUGUUCUGAGAAUUCAGAUUUGAGGGUUGGGAUGCAGAUUCAUUGCGUGGCAACACGUUUUGGUUUUACCUCAGAAACUCAAUUAUGCAACAAAUUAGUAGACAUGUAUGCAAAAUGUGGAAAAAUUUUGACAGCUAGAUCAUUGUUUGAUAGGAUUCGUGAUAAGGAUGUAGUUUCUUGGACUAGCAUCAUUGAUGCAUAUGGAAGGCAUGGGCAUGGGCAGGAAGGCUUGGAACUGUUCAAGAAGAUGGGACAGGAGGGAACUAUGAUCUCACCUAAUUCAGUGACUUUUCUUGCUGUUUUAUCAGCAUGUGGGCAUUCAGGAUUAGUCGAAGAAGGCCGAGAGCUUUUCAAUUUGGUGAGGGAAAAAUAUGGUCUGGAGCCAGGUGUAGAACAUUAUUCUUGCUGCAUAGAUAUCUUAGGCCGAGCUGGCAGAAUAGAGGAUGUAUGGCACCUUUUUCAUGAUAUGAAUAAGAAUGGCACUAGACCUUCAACUGAAAUAUGGGCAGCAUUGCUGAAUGCUUGCAGGCUUAAUCUGGAUGUCUUGAGGGGUGAGUUUGCAGCAAAGCAGUUGUUGGAAUUACAACCAAAUAACCCAGCGAAUUAUGUAAUGCUUUCAAAUUUCUAUGCAUCAGUUGGAAGGUGGGACUUAGUAGAAAGCUUGAGAAGCCAUAUGAAAGAUAAUGCACUAAUUAAAGAGGCAGGGAGUAGCUGGGUUUCUGUUGCACAUUGAUUCCAACUUAACUAUAAAUUUGAAAAUGAAGAAGUGUUUAAAUUUCUUCACCUUUUAGGCACCGGAUGAUCUGACAAGCAAAAAAAUUUUUUGAGAGGCAGAGACACUGUGAAUGAGAACAGAAUAAAAGACAAAAGAGGUUUGUCAAAGAUAAAAGAAUGAGAAGAGAUUAUACGAGACUAGAGAAGGAAGAAUAACAGAGGAGCCUGAAAGAGACUAGAGAAGGAAGAAUAAUAUAGGAGCCUGAAAGAGACAAUCCCCAACAGUGUGUUAAUGGAUGUCAAAAGGCCGCAUCUAAUUGCACCCAGGCACAAGAAUAUUGUAGCGAUUCAAGAUGUAGAAAUUCUACUGGUCACAGAGCAGCACCAUAAUAGGUUUGCUUUGGCUGUUUAUGGGCAAGAGUGCAAUGAUGACAGUGAUGCAAUCAAUCUCAAAGUCCAAGUUAGCAAAUCCAAGCUCCAGCGCCAUCUGGAUUCCAAAACGCAUAGCUUGAGCUUCUGCAACUUCAAUGUCAAAACAGGCUUAGUCCUUUUCAAACCCUGCUGCUGUUGCUUCCCCUUUGUGGUUUUACACCAUUAAGACGAGUUCCAGCUUCCCUGAAGAGCCAAGCGUCUGCCUUAAGUUUGCAUUGACCAUCAGAUGGAGAUGUCCAUUUAUUGGGUCUGCUAUGCAGAAAGAUCUGAACCUCAGAGGUGUAGAGCUAGAUUACAGAGAUGCUGAAGAACAGCUGAACUUGUGGUGUGAUUUUCAUUCCUUAAUAGCACAGGAAAAACUCCAGCAGAGAAAACAUUCGUGAACCUCUAGCUCAGGGAAAAGGCAGAGAGCAAUAUAUUAGCAAAGUCUAGAUGGUACUAUCAGGUCAAGUACAGAAGAACUGGACUUGCUUGCAUUGUUUUGAAUGACAUAUUCUUCUGUUGGCAGAUACUUGGGCUUCAUAGUGAUCGGUGCCAGUUCUACGUACUGAAGCUGCUUUAACUUAAGCUUACAGAAAAGCUACUCUUGUGUAAAGUCAAGACAAAUUACAACUAUGUGAUGCCAUCAUUCAGCUGAUGCAUAAUUGUAAGAAGUUCAUUACUCUCUCCAAGGUGCAAUCCUGGCAUUCUAAAUCAUAUAAAUAUAAAUUGAAUGCUCAAAAAUUAACACUGAAUGCUUUACAAUCUUAAUCUGGAUAUUUUAAUGUGUGACUUAGCUGCAGAGUGACCCCUUGGAAUUGGAAAAAGAAAAUUUCAGGGAAGUUUCUGCUUCUAAAAUUUCCUUUACAUCUUCUUCUAUGCUUAUUUUUUUAUCCCUGCCAUUUUCUAGAUGCUCAACUAAGUUAAGCUAGAGGUGUAUUUGAGUAUCCAGAACUUAUGAUAUUUGGUCAAGCUAUUUUUCUUGACAAUGACUUCUUGUUAAAAAGGGAAUAAAGAUUGAACUAGCCUCAAGAAAGUUGCGAAA
This is a messenger RNA of Jatropha curcas, 3290 nucleotides long. RefSeq names its product Tetratricopeptide repeat (TPR)-like superfamily protein. The record is from RefSeq and is a predicted model, not a curated record. Gene Ontology annotation, molecular function: RNA binding; protein binding. Lineage: Eukaryota; Viridiplantae; Streptophyta; Magnoliopsida; Malpighiales; Euphorbiaceae. Gene Ontology annotation, biological process: RNA modification.